AACAAUGGAAACACUGCAUGGGCUUGUUAUUCAAAAAUAAGAUUUGCACACACCUGCUUUGCGUUCGGACCACAGACUUCUAGUUUUGCCUGAGAUUUUCUUUUGAGGGUUGUCAAAACAUUAAUGUUCUUUAAAUCUGUAUGUCUCCAAAAAUUAACUCAGACCCAUCAAAACCUGCUGCUUUUCACCAUAUAAUGAGUUUCGUUAACACACAUUUUUGUAGUGUAUCUCUGGCUAGUGAUGAGAAAUGAGCUGUCGCCCCAUGACAUGACUGAAUGAGAAGGCCCGCCCUAUUCAAAACACUAUAAGGGACCUCCCUGCAGCAUGUUUGUCUCCAGCGCCGCUCUGCACCUUCACUGUGCCGCAGGACUCACUCUCUCCAUCUACACCACGAGACAGCAAUGGAGCAAACCUCCCGCCGCAUCCUGCUCCUGCUGAGCUUGUCCGCAACGUUUGCCAAGUACGUCUACAUCAACGAGGGGAAGAGCUGGACCAACGCUCAGGGGUACUGCCGGGAGCAUUACACGGACCUGGCGCCCGUCAGCCACGAGUACGACUUUAAGCGUGUUCAGUUGGUCCCCGGCACCACGGCCAAGUACUUGUGGAUAGGACUGGUAAGGAACUCCACGGACCAUGAGAAGUGGACGUGGUCAGGAGGAGGGCAGGUGUCCACAUUUUUCUGGAAUGAGAACCAGCCCGGUAAUGGACCAGAAGACGGCCACGGCCAAAUCCGUGACAACAAGUGGCACAAUGCAAUGGGGACGGAUGAAUCAACCUUCUUGUGCUACAAAGCAGUCGUGGUGAGGGUGAGGAAGACUUGGGAGGAAGCGCUGGAGCACUGCAGGGAGCAUCACGGCGACCUCGCCAGCGUGGCGUCAGACACGGAGACGUUGCUCAUGCGGAAGGAGCUGGGUAAGGACAAGACCACGGCGCGGGUGUGGACCGGUCUGCGUUUCCUCGCCGGUGACUGGCUGUGGGUGGACAGGCAGCCGCUGAGUUACGAGGCCUGGGGACCAGGGGGGAGGCCCGAGUGUCCCCAAGUCAGCCGGAAGUGCGGAGUCCUUCGGGUUACGGGAGGGGAGCAGAUCGACAACGCCGCGGUGGAGCCAAUGGGGAAUUACAGUGACACAGGAAAUGACGGAGAGUGGGAGGCUUUUGAUUGUGCGGAGAGACUCCAUUUUAUCUGUUACUGAGGGACCUCAUUUGUUUUAGUUACAACAAGAUUGCAUUUUUGACUGUUUAUUUGAACGAGUGUGCUCUUACAACCACAUAUUUACUUAGUUUAAAGCAGAUGGGUUCCUUUUCUCUUUUUGGUGUGAUCGUGGGUUUUUGGGGUCGUAUUCCAAUAAUUUUGUCUUUAUGUUCAAAUAUUGUCCUAACAAUAUAAAUUGUAAAAAAAAAGACAAAUUCAAAUAAUAAAUAUUUUUUUUGUUGAUCUCAA
Molecule: messenger RNA, 1441 nt
Organism: Gasterosteus aculeatus aculeatus (three-spined stickleback)
Lineage: Eukaryota; Metazoa; Chordata; Actinopteri; Perciformes; Gasterosteidae
Product: putative C-type lectin domain family 20 member A
Source: RefSeq, a predicted model, not a curated record